Messenger RNA from Crotalus tigris (Tiger rattlesnake), 2783 nucleotides. It is a transcript of the gene NEK8, whose product is annotated as NIMA related kinase 8. Lineage: Eukaryota; Metazoa; Chordata; Lepidosauria; Squamata; Viperidae. The transcript has 15 exons. Gene Ontology annotation, molecular function: ATP binding; protein kinase activity. Gene Ontology annotation, biological process: protein phosphorylation. The coding region runs from base 61 to 2460 and encodes 799 amino acids. The record is from RefSeq and is a predicted model, not a curated record.
CCGGCAAGGUCACCAUGGCAACGCGAGGCCCGUCGGCCGCGGCCUACUCGGCGGCGCCCGAUGGAGAAAUACGAGCGGAUCCGGGUGGUCGGGCGGGGGGCGUUCGGGAUCGUCCACCUGUGCCUGCGCCGGCUGGACCAGAAGCUGGUCAUCCUGAAGCAGAUCCCGGUGGAGCAGAUGACCAAGGACGAGCGCCUGGCGGCCCAGAACGAGUGCCAGGUGCUGAAGCUGCUGCAUCACCCGCACAUCAUUGAGUACUACGAGAACUUCCUGGAGGACAAGGCCCUGAUGAUCGCCAUGGAGUACGCGCCGGGUGGGACCUUGGCUGAAUUCAUCCACAAGCGGGGCAACUCCCUCCUGGACGAGGAGACCAUCCUGCACUUCUUUGCGCAGAUCCUGCUGGCCCUUCACCACGUCCACGCCAAACAGAUUCUGCACCGGGACCUCAAGACCCAGAACAUCCUCCUGGACAAGCACCACACCAUGGUCAAGAUCGGUGACUUCGGCAUCUCCAAGAUCCUCAGCAGCAAGAGCAAAGCCUACACCGUGGUGGGCACCCCGUGCUACAUCUCCCCGGAGCUGUGCGAAGGCAAGCCCUACAACCAGAAGAGCGACAUCUGGGCCCUGGGCUGCGUCCUGUAUGAGCUGGCCAGCUUGAAGAGAGCCUUUGAGGCCGCCAACCUGCCCGCUCUGGUUCUGAAGAUCAUGAGCGGCACCUUUGCCCCCAUCUCGGACCGCUACAGCCCUGAGCUGCGCCAGUUGAUCCUCAGCCUGCUCAACCUGGACCCCUCCAAGCGGCCGCCGCUGAACGAGAUCAUGGCCGAGGCCCUCUGCGUCCGGCCCCUGCUGGACCUUUACACCGACGUGGGCAGCGUCCGGAUGAGGAGAAGGUCGCAAAAGGGGAUCCCGUGCCGCCGCCACCGUCGUAACUGCGAGUCAGCUGCCCAGCGUCUGAAUUUGGAUCACGUGACCACGCGGGGAGGCUGCAACGGUCAUAAAGCGUGGAAAAGGGUCACAAGUCGCUUUUUCCGGUGGCGUUGUAACUUCACACGGUCACUGAAUGGACUGCCCGUACUAAUGGAAGCGAUUCACUUAAGGACGGUGGCAGGAAAGGUCGUAACACUGGGAAAAACUCACUUGGCCACGUUGAGGCUGAAAUUGUGGCCCGUCUCCUGUGCUCUCGGCAGGCCCGAGAAGUCGUGGAGAGCAGCACCGGCCGUGGCCCAGAGCAGGACCGGGGGUGCAGCUGUCACGGCCAGAGCGAGGGGUGGCCGCGCCGGGACCCCCAGGCCCGGCCUCCCCCCGGCCUUGUCCUCCAUCUACACCUGGGGCUCCGGCAUCGCCACCCCCCUCCGCCUGCCCAUGCUGAACACCGAGGUGGUGCAGGUGUCCACGGGCCGCACGCAGAGGGCCGGCGUGACCAAAUCCGGGCGGCUGGUCCUGUGGGAGCCGCCCCCCUUUGGCACGGCCGGGGGGCCCUCCCUCCCGGGGGCCACGGAGCAGCUGCAGCCCCAGUUCGUGUGCCGCUUCCUGGAGGGCCAGUCCGGGGUGACCAUCAAGCACGUUGCCUGCGGGGAUCUCUUCACUGCCUGUUUGACAGACAGAGGGAUUGUCCUGACCUUCGGCAGCGGCAGCAGUGGCUGCUUAGGACACGGAUCGUUUGUGGACAUCAGCCAGCCCAAGAUCGUGGAGGCCCUGCUGGGAUACGAGAUCACGCAAGCCGCCUGUGGCGCGUCCCACGUCCUGGCCCUCUCCAGCGAAGGGGAAGUCUUCACCUGGGGCAGGGGCGACAACGGGCGCCUGGGGCUGGGGACCCUGGAGUCCCACAGCUCCCCACAGCUGGUGCCCCUCCCCUCUGGCUACGACGCCCAGGAGGUCCUGUGUGGCAUGGAUGCGUCCAUGAUCCUCACCUCCAAGAAUCAGAUCCUGGCCUGUGGCAGCAACAGGUAUAACAAGCUGGGCCAGGACAGGACGCUGCCCCAUGGGGAGCCCCCCACCGCUGCCGAGCAGGUGGAGGAAGUGCUGGUCUUCAGCCCCGCCUGCUCGGCCCCCCUGAGCGAGGAGACCAUCGUGGGCGCGGACAUCGGCACCUCCCACUCAGCAGCCAUCACCGCCUCCGGCCAGUGCUACACCCUGGGCAGCAACCAGCACGGCCAGCUGGGCCCCAUCUCCUGCCGGGCCAGCCGGGCCCCCUACCUGGUGGAGGGGCUGCUGGGCACCAGAGUCACCCGGGUGGGCUGUGGGGAUGCCUUCACCCUGGCAGUGGGAGCAGAUGGCGAGGUCUACACCUGGGGCAAGAGCGCCCGGGGGCGUCUGGGCAGGAAGGAGAAGGAGGCGAGGAGCCCCCGGCCCGUGCAGCUGGAAGAGGGCCCCCCCAGCCUGGUGGUCUCGGUCUCCUGUUGCCAUGGCACCACCCUGCUCACUCUCAAGCCCGGGGUGGAAGAAUCCAGCCCGCAGUGAACGGAGGGAGAUGGAGAGAACAGCAGCAGCAGCAGAAAGGACCCCCAUGGGGUGGGGCUUCCCCUUUCAGGGAAUCCUGACCCCCCCCACACACACACACCUCAUCUGGGAGGCUGAAGCUGACCCAUGAACUGGGAGGAAGAGGGUGCCCAGCGCUGGCUGAUGCAAGAUUGCCCCCCCCUCUCUGCAGCUUCCUGGGGUGAGAACAGCCUCCAUGCCCCCCUCCCAAGGCAGAGCAGCCUCUCCUGGGGCAGGCAGGGCUCUUCCCUGGGGGGGGGUCAGGGAAGCCGUGGGGCCAGGCCCUGCUGGCUCGUCUUCCUGCG